Protopolystoma xenopodis is the source of this 1131-nucleotide messenger RNA. NCBI's taxonomy places the organism in Eukaryota, Metazoa, Platyhelminthes, Monogenea, Polystomatidea, Polystomatidae. The record is from the annotation of a GenBank genome assembly.
AUUCUGUCCCCAACAUCUCUAAUUGUACGCUGCCUUCCAUGGCGCAUUCUUUGCAUGCUACGCAUCACAGGGAGUCACGGGAUUUCCAAUCAACCAGUUCUUCCCUUGGGCUCACAAUCAGUAAAUAACCGUGUCAUGGGCUUUUUUCUUCAAUGUAAUGCGGAUUCCUCUUCCCCUUCCUGGCAUUGCCAUGCUCGUGCUCGACUCACACUUGUUGCUCAAAAAGUUGGCUGUGAAAGUCUUACAAAGCCAAUAGAACACACUUUUUUUUUUAAGGAAAAUGAUUGGGGGUUUUCUUGUUUUUUACCCUGGAGCGAGGUGACCAAUCCCAAACGCGGCUUCAUUAUUCCACUAAAGAGGCAGAUCAAGCCAAAUCUUCCAAGCCCAAAUUCGCAGAGCUUGGCUAUAAAAACUCGGGAUAAUGCCGAUGCUGAAGAUGAAACCUCUGAAAAUUGUUCUGGUGAAGUUGAUGAAUUAGAUGACAAUGAUUAUCCUGGAUUAGAGCGAGAUAUGCUGAUAUUAAGAGUCAAGCUUCAUGCCGAUGCACCGCAUGGCGUUGAUUGGGACUCCAAGCGUUUUACAGGAUUUGUUGGUCUGAAGAAUCAAGGUGCAACCUGUUACAUGAACUCUUUGCUGCAAGCACUCUACUUCACAAAUAAACUUCGUCGUGCCGUUUUUAUGAUGCCUACUGAGAGUGACAACUCAAUAACCAGUGUGCCACUUGCUUUGCAACGAGUGUUUUACGAAUUACAAUUUGGUGAAAAGGCCGGUGGCACCAAAAAGCUAACACGAAGUUUUGGCUGGGAGACAUUUGAUUCCUUUAUGCAGCAUGAUGCCCAGGAACUCUGUCGAGUUCUUAUGGACAAUAUGGAGAAUAAGAUGAAAGGAACUAGGGUAGAGGGAACUAUUCCCGAACUUUUCUGCGGUAAAAUGCUCUCCUACAUCCGAUGCAAACAUGUUCCUUAUGAAUCGAGUCGUGAGGAGAAUUUUUAUGAUAUACAACUCAAGAUUAAAGGAAAUAAAGAUAUAUAUGAAGCUUUUGAUGUAAGUAUCUUUUAUGGACCUUCCAAUAAUUCAGCAUACCUUUACAUCCCCCACAUUAUUAUAUUUCAUAUGCUUGAUUCAACUUGA